AUGUCACCCAGCGGUCAGAAUGGCCGCUCUAUCGACACGUCUGACACCGAUGCAAUGUGGUCUAACCUUCGCAUGGCCCAUGCAGAGCUGAAAACUCGUUCAGAUGAUUUGCAGAAGAUCAAUCAAGAGAUGAAAGAGCUGAAGAAAAAGCAAGACGCCAUCAAGAGAGAAGUGCAGGACUUGGAAAGGGAAAUGGAUACUACCUCGGCACACAUCAUCCUGAAAGAAGCGCCAGCCCUCAUAGAGCCUUUCCUCACUCGGCUGCCUCGAGAGAUACGGGACCUUGUCUAUGAGUAUGUCUGCGUCCAUCCAGACACCAUACAGGUCGCUCUCCCCGGACAGCCUGGAGCUCGGGCAGACCCCUCAGUUGUUGGAUCGGAUGGCCAACUAAUGGAUGUGUCCUAUCUCUCAAAGUGGGAGGUCGUACCUAGCGAGCUGUCCGAGACAUAUUGGUCGAAGAAUCGUUUCGUAAUCACAGUCGGUUUGUGUACUAACAUGCGAUUUGACUCUUUGGACACUUUCCUGUUGCACGGAACAGUGCCUAGUGGAAAACCGUUUUGGAGGGUGUAUGUACGCCCGUGGCAGAAAAUUCGUCAUCUGAAGAUAGAACUGGCAUGCGAACAUUGGGAAUCCGACGUGCGCUACGGACAAGACAAGAUGAUUGACUACUACAAACCAGCAUACGGUCUCGAUGACGACUCCACAUUCGCGCAGGCUACCGUGUGGAAACAAGAGGCUCAGGUUUAUCCUCUCACUCGACUGAAAGGUCGAGAAGAGCUUCACAUCGAGAUCGAGAUACAUACCACGUUCGCCAAGCACGGCCCUGAUGUGCAAGAAUCCGAGCGUCACUUCGUCAAUAUCAUGGAGAGCAUUCGGCAAACUGUGUGCGAUCUGAUAGACUCUGGCGUCCGUGUCACGGUCAUGUUGAGCAAUCUCGACUAUAGCGAAGUGGCUCGGGGGCCUCAAACGUGGGACAUUACAUCUCGCUUUGUCCUAGACGCAGAAGAGUGGCGCAGUGUACGUACAUACUCGACCGUGAUAAGGAUCAAGGCUGACUUGUAG
Messenger RNA from Alternaria infectoria, 1062 nucleotides. RefSeq lists its product as uncharacterized. The transcript is spliced from 3 exons. The coding region runs from base 1 to 1062 and encodes 353 amino acids. Lineage: Eukaryota; Fungi; Ascomycota; Dothideomycetes; Pleosporales; Pleosporaceae. The record is from RefSeq and is a predicted model, not a curated record.